This is a messenger RNA of Rhododendron vialii, 1122 nucleotides long. Its product is annotated as squamosa promoter-binding protein 1-like. The record is from RefSeq and is a predicted model, not a curated record. The transcript is spliced from 2 exons. The coding region runs from base 335 to 910 and encodes 191 amino acids. Gene Ontology annotation, molecular function: DNA binding. Lineage: Eukaryota; Viridiplantae; Streptophyta; Magnoliopsida; Ericales; Ericaceae. Gene Ontology annotation, cellular component: nucleus.
CAAAAGUAAAAUUUCCCCCAAACACAAACAAAUAAGCACACACCCAAGCAAGUAAACUACCGAGAACCGACCUCUUACCAAACAAAAUCCCUUUUCUUAUCUCAAAGACUCAAACCCACCUCGUCUUUCACUCGUUGUCUCACACUAAUCACACUUAAUGAGAGAGAGAACAUUUUAGAGAGAGAGAGAGAGAGAGAGAGAGAGAGAGAGAAGGGUUGUGGUCCACAUCUCUCACUCCUCUGCUUUCUUUCUUUUUUUUCACCAUGUGUGUUCACCUUCUUUUAUUCGUCAUUGCUUACCUCCUUCCACGGUCUCAUACAAAACCCACCAAGAAAUGGAACCAAACCCGUUGCCGGUUAUGAAGUUGGCGGUGGAUGAUGAUGAUGAUGAUAGCGGGGGAGAAGAAAAAGGAGAGAUUUAUGGUGGCGGCGAAUUCGGGUACAAGAAGAAGAAGAAAUUGGUGUUUGCUGGUGGGUCGGGGAAAAAGGAGUCUGGUGGUGGUGGCGGCGGAGGAGGAGGAGGGGUGUCGCCGCCGUGGUGCCAGGCGGAGAAGUGCGCCGCUGAUCUGGUGGCGGCGAAGAGGUACCACCGGCGCCACAAGGUGUGUGAGUCGCAUGCCAAAGCGUCGGCGGUCGUCGUCGCAGGAGUCCGGCAGCGGUUCUGCCAGCAAUGCAGCAGGUUUCACGUGUUAUCUGAGUUCGAUGACACAAAAAGAAGUUGCAGAAAGCGUUUGGCUGGGCACAACGAGCGACGCAGAAAGAGCUCAUCUGAAUCCAAUGGAGAAGGAUCCAGCCACCAGAGGUCAACCCUUCAGUUGAACGAAAAUCAACCAGGGCAAGCUGCCGGUAGGGGCAGAACUUUGAUAACUCUUCCCGGAGAUCCCGCCUACAAGCAGUUCCACGUCCGUUGAGAUUUCCAUGCUUACUCUCUUCUGUCAUUCCAUAGCAUCUCAUGCUGUGCCUGCUGUACUGUCUAUGCUCUUUCAUUGUUGGAACUGUGUCCAAAUUCCUCUACUUUAUGUUGUUAAGACCCUUGGAAUUACUAAUAUCUUGUAUAAAUGCAUGUAGUUCCAGCUAUAUUGUACUUGCCCAGAAGUAUAUGAAUCUCUAUUAAGUUACUCAA